Messenger RNA from Ruditapes philippinarum (Manila clam), 2214 nucleotides. Its product is annotated as beta-1,3-galactosyltransferase 5-like. Gene Ontology annotation, molecular function: hexosyltransferase activity. Lineage: Eukaryota; Metazoa; Mollusca; Bivalvia; Venerida; Veneridae. Bases 723 to 1868 code for a protein of 381 amino acids. The record is from RefSeq and is a predicted model, not a curated record. The transcript is spliced from 2 exons. Gene Ontology annotation, cellular component: membrane.
CGUGCUUUCUUAAAAAUGAUUGGCUUGCGGCUUUGAUCAAAAUGUUAUUUAAAAAGUGAUUACUCCUGCUUCAACAACAGAUAAUAUAACAAGUUUCAAAGGAUACAAAACAAUCGAUGUGAUAAAUAAUAAAAAUUCUGUCUAAUAUAAAUAUUAUGCAUGAAUUGAAAGAUUCCAGUUAUGCGAUGGACUACUAAAUAAACAACAAAAGCCGUGACAUGCGGAACACCCGUAACUCUGCAUAGCGCUGCUAUAAUUCUGAUCAUGACACGUGGAACAUCCUAUACUGUCUUUCUGCCACUAUCGUGGCACGGUCCGGUCGUGACACGUGGAACAUCCUAAACUGUUCAACAAUAAUAUUAUACUGACAGUGAUAUGUGGAACACCCUAAACUUUCCAGCUUCCGAUAUUACUCAAACCGUGACAAGUGGAACACCCUAAACUCUUCCACAAUCUAUCAUAUUCUGUCACUGCUGUGGAACACCGUAAAUUGUUCAACUGCCAAUAUUAUUCAGACUUUGGAAGUGACUCUUGUUACAACAAAACCACCACCACCACCAACAACAUGAAAAAGAUGGAUAUAGAAUUGCUUAAUAAAUUGAUUCAGCUUAAUAAAAGGUCGAUAACUGAAACAUAAUUGCUCCUAAUUCAAACUUAAGCAGACGGCCGACAGUGUUAAGCAAUAGUGUCAAAUUGAACUUUUUUAUUGUUCAGUAUUCAAGAUGGAACGGGAUAUAAAUUUUAACGCUAUACCUGCAAAAGGCGUCCAUACUGAGUAUAGGUUUAAAAAAGCUGUGUUUCUGAUAUGUUUAAAUUUAAAAGGACAUAAUGCCUACGGAUGUGUGAAGCGUUAUUUAAGAAUCCUGCCUCUUGUAACGAUUUUGAUCUGUUUCGUCAUUUUGGUUUUUAUUUCUAAGUCUUUCCGGUCACCGUCUGAGGAAGAACUCAAUCGGAGACAAUACUUCAAUACGUCAUCUCAUAAAAUAAAGGUUACUAUAAAUAGCACUUUCUUGAUCCCAAACGAGUAUCUUUGUCGUAUUAAUAACCCAUACCUUUUAAUAAUUGUUCCAUCUAGGAUACAAAAUAGUCAUGUUCGAGAGGUGAUCCGGGCAACUUACGCAUCGAUAUCACGUGACAGAGUUUCGGAAGUGCUCGGGCAAAAAGUUGACGUUGUAGUACGGACGUUAUUUUUGAUAGGGACGAGUGGCAACCAAACUAUUGAACGAAAUAUUUUGUAUGAAUAUAUGAAAUAUAAAGACAUAUUACAAAUAGAUAUACAAGAUACGUACUACAACCUUACGGCAAAGCUAUUGCAUGCAUUCAAAUGGAUUAAUUUGUACUGUAAACAUGUGACGUAUAUUCUAAAAGCAGACGACGAUGUUCUAGUGAAUGUUAGCAAUUUAUUAGCGCAGUUAAAAAGCCACAACCCAUCUGAAAACGGGUCAAUUUACGGGAAAAUAUUUGACACAUCCGAACAUUUUAAUGUAUUCAGAGAAGGACGCUGGGGCGUGAGUCAUGAAGAGUACCCGAUGAAUCACUACCCACGGUACGCACAGGGGACCUCUUACACUCUAACGCAAAAUCUUGUGCAAAAAAUAGUCCAUUCGGCUCAGAAUUUUCCUUAUUUACACAUAGAGGAUGUUUUCAUAACAGGAAUACUUGCCGGUACAAUUCAUGGUGCAGAGUUUAUCAAAUUGAACGGAACUUCUGACUGGGGUGAUGCAAUACCCAACCCAUGUAAGUUUGCGGAAAAUAACCGCCUUGCUCAGCACCGAAUGACCCCUCAUCUUAUGUCUCAAACUUGGCAAGCUCUAAUGUCAUACACAAUAACAUGUAAAACAUAUAGAGGGCGAACGAUGAAACAUUGACCGCAGCGUCAGAAUGAAAACAUAAUAAAGUUUAGCUUAAAAUAUAAAGAUCAUGAUAUUUGUUAAUAAGCGUGCAAUAAUCUCAGGAAGUGCUUAUAAUGCAUUUCCGACCGAUUUCACGUUUUGUAAUAUUAUUCGUUUUCUUAAGGCUGCUGGGCUGCCAACUUCAGGCAGCUGGGCUGCCAAUUUCAGGCUGCAAGACUGCCAACUUCAGGCAGCUGGGCUGCCAACUUCAGGCUGCAAGACUGCCAACUUCAGGCAGCUGGGCUGCCAACUUCAGGCUGCAAGACUGCCAACUUCAGGCAGCUGGGCUGCCAACUUCAGGCUACAAGACUGCCAACUUCAG